Messenger RNA from Biomphalaria glabrata, 1050 nucleotides. Its product is annotated as histamine H2 receptor-like. Gene Ontology annotation, biological process: G protein-coupled receptor signaling pathway. Gene Ontology annotation, cellular component: plasma membrane. The record is from RefSeq and is a predicted model, not a curated record. Gene Ontology annotation, molecular function: G protein-coupled receptor activity. Bases 1 to 1050 code for a protein of 349 amino acids. The transcript has a single exon. Lineage: Eukaryota; Metazoa; Mollusca; Gastropoda; Planorbidae.
AUGUCUAGGAGUAUAGAAGUAAACCUGAAUACAAACUCCUCUUUAGCUACAGUUUUCAAUCUUCAGUCUUUAGAUGUCAGUGACUCGACUGCCUCUGUAUUUGAACUAGUCAAUCUUACAAUUCUAACAUCCAUCAUUUGUUUUCUGGGCAUCCCCUUGAACUUCCUAAACAUUGUUGUGUUCUUGAAGCAAGGGAUGACGUCAACAGUCAACAUCAGCUUACUGGCGCUGUCUAUCACUGACCUGAUUAACAUCCUGCUCAUUGAGUGGGUCUGUAUAAGUUCCUAUACAUUUUGGUCAAACAGCCAGGACAUUGAUAUUCUGCCGAGAGAGAUUAGCUAUUUGACCGGUGGCUUCCCACACGGGUGUAUGUCGAGGAUUGCUGCCUGGAUUACAUGCUACAUGACCGCAGAGAGAUGCCUCUGUAUAGCGUUACCGUUUAAAAUCAAAACUUUGAUAACACCAAGGCUCACUGUCAUAGUUUUGAUAAUAAUAUACAUAUUCAGCAUUGUACCUUUGGUUCCAGAGUAUCUGUUCUUCAAGCUUGAUUGGAAAUACUCUUCGCAGCUCAAUAGACUCAUCAUUGGCUUGGUGCCCAAUCUUGACCAGCUUCAUUUAGAAGGAGUUAGUUUUCUGUCGUACUCUGUCAUGACAGUCACCUCCUUUUUGACUGUCAUCUGUCUGACUCUGAUUCUAAUUCUACAGCUCAAGAAGAUGUCACUAUGGCGCAGUACUGCACAAGGCUCUCUCAAACCAUCAAAAUCUUUGACGCAGAAAGACCAGAUGGCCAUCAGGACAGUCCUGGUAGUCGCUUGUGUUCUAAUUAUCACAUUUACACCCAGUUUUAUAUUCUGUGGUGUUUGUUUUAUAGUUCCAGGUUUCGCCUUGACAGGCUCGUUGAGUAAUUCUUAUAUUAUAUUCAUAUCGUUUGCAUUUCUGUUUGACGCUACAAACGCCAGCAUCAACACCGUGUUGUAUUGCACCCUGAACAGAAGCUACAGAGAAACUUUCAAGACAUUGUUUGGUAUAUCGUCUGCCCCAACAGCAUAA